CCUGACUACCAUGAAAGAAAAUAUUCACUCUCAGGAGCACUUUUACCUUCCAUAAUCUCAGACACAGCUGCCUUAUCUGUUUUAUCAAAAAAUAUACAAACACAAAUGGAUACUAGCGAGGAUGAGAUAGAGGAGGAUGAAAACGAGUGGAAGACCAGUUUCGUAGAUUCAGUCCCACUCAGCCCCGCUCCUGCUUCUGUUUCAGGUCCAAGCCUACAGAAGACCCUAGGACCAACACCUGCACACAGAGUUAUUUUGCAUUUUGACCUAGAUUGCUUCUAUGCUCAGGUGGAAAUGAUCAGAAACCCAGCACUAAGAGAAGUCCCUUUAGGUAUCCAACAGAAAUACAUCAUAGUCACCUGUAACUAUGUUGCAAGAGAGCAAGGUGUCACCAAGCUGAUGUCUGUGACAGCUGCUAAGGAGAAAUGUCCUCAGCUGGUGCUGGUUAAAGGAGAAGAUCUGACACAUUACCGAGAAAUAUCCUACAAAAUGACCGAGCUGCUGAUGUCCUACUGCCCACUGGUCGAGAGGCUUGGAUUUGAUGAAAACUUCAUGGAUAUCUCGUCGAUGGUUGAGAAUAGGCUCGCACAGACACCAGGGACUGAUACAAUUUCAUUCAAAGGGCACGUCUUCAACCAUUUAACUGCUGAUGUGGAAGCUGGUGAUCAUACAAGGCUGGCUUUAGGUUCACACAUUGCAGCCGAGUUGAGAGAAGCAGUCCACAGCAAACUGGGACUGACUGGCUGUGCUGGUAUCGCCACAAAUAAGCUACUGGCCAAACUGGUGUCAGGCACUUUCAAACCCAAUCAGCAAACCGCCCUCCUGCCAGAGAAUAUCAGUGACAUCAUGGGCAGUCUAAGCGGUCUUCGUAAAGUACCAGGGGUGGGUCACCAAACCGCUAAAAGACUUCAAGCCCUGGGAUUGGUCAGUGUGAAAGACCUGCAGCUCUUCCCGUUGAGUGACUUGGUGAAAGAGUUUGGGGCCUCCAGUGCUCAGCGGUUAAAGAAUCUGUCUCUCGGCGUUGAUGACUCACCUGUCACCCCAACUGGGGCCCCCCAGUCUCUCAGUGACGAAGACUCCUUCAAGAAAAUGUCAUCAACCAAAGAGGUUUUGGAAAAGAUACAAGAACUUCUGAGCAGUCUUGUAGAGAGGAUGCACAAAGAUGGCAGGCAGCCUCAAACCUUUAGGCUCACCAUUCGCAAAUACUCAGCGACCAACAAGUGGUUCAGUCGAGAGAGUCGGCAGUGUCCAAUCCCAAACCACAUCGGACAGAAGAUCUGCUCUGGCUGCUGCGAUGAUGCUGUGGUCCAGCUGCUCUCGCUGGCCUUGAAGCUCUUCCAUAAGAUGGUGGAAAGCAGCACGGCCUUCCACCUCACCCUCCUAAAUGUUUGCUUCAGUAACCUGCAGACCAGAGAGGCAGCCGCCAGCGGGAAGGGCUCCAUAGCAUCUUUCUUCACACACAGCACGUCUCCCAGGAAAACACAAAGCAUCUCUUCACAAAGCCAGCAGGAUGAUUCCUCUCAAACUGGGGAGAGUCUCUGCACGGAUCAUCAGUUCAUUACUCAACAAACCUCACAGAAGACCAAGCUCACAAAAAGCCCUCGUAGCCCUGGGGCAGCUUUACAUGGCUUUAAAAGAAAACAGAGCUCUACUGUUGUUGCUGAAGAAGGCCCUCCUCCUCCUCCUCCUCCUCCUCAAAAAGUGUUCUGCAGCACGGCCAGGUCAGACUGCGGUGAAACAAAUAACGAGACGACACAGCGAUUGCCCCCAAAUGUUGACCCCGAAGUGUUCAGGCUUCUCCCUGAGGACAUCCAGAAGGAGCUUUUGUCUCCUGUCUACACAAACGCUCUCGUCAACACUUCAACAAGCUCAGCCACAGAAGCUGAAGUCUCCCACACAAGAGAAAACAAGACUUCACUUUUAUUUACAGGCGCCCGAAAUAUUAAGGACAAAAAAGAGACUGUGGAUCCAUGUAACUUAACAACUGUAAAACACCAAAGUGCUGCAGGCCAGAGCUUAUUUCCAGGAGAAAACGUCAUGGAAGAGGGGAGGCUAUCAUUCUCCCGGUCUUCUGACUGCGAGUUCCCAGGAAAUGUGGACCCUAAGGUGUUUUCUGAGCUACCUCCGGAUGUUCAGGCCGAGCUGAUGGCUGAAUGGAAGCAACAGAAGCCGCUCCUGAAGGAUCCUUCAUCCAGGAAACCUGGAAGGAGCUUAAUGACAAAAGACAGAAAAGCUGCAGGAAAAGGCAGUCAGACUAACAAUCUCUUCAAGUAUUUCAAACCCAGUUAGGCGUUUUAUUUUGUUAUUAGUUACCUCAAGGAAAAUGUUGUUGUCAUGUGAUACACAAAGGAAGUGAACGAGAGAAAAUCAAGCUAUUAAAUAAGUCUUCUGCUUAAGACUGUUUGAGGAUAGUUUAUCAAAAUCAGAAAAUGAUGCUGCAAAAUAAAUUAAAUAAUGAUGCUGCAAAAGAAUGAAGGACUGAGGGUGUCAUUAAAAUGACUUUAACUCUUUUAAUUGAUGUGUAACUGAAUAUUUAAAACAGGAUUCUUUUUACACAUAUCUGUUAAAUAAAUCCAUAAAGUCUCUACAUUACUGAUACAUUCAUAAGUUACCAUGGCGUUUUUCAUGAAUAUAUUGAUCAUAUAUUUGUUUGGUAAUCUUUUAAUAAUCAUUUUGAUCAACCUUUAAAAUAAAGCAAUUCAAAUAGAUUUAUUCGUCUCAUUUUAAAAGAUGACAUAUCCUUUGUAUUGUUUUAUUACAUAAGAUCUUAUUCAGAUCAUUUUCAUGACACCUGAUGUUCUACAGAAACAAAAAGUUCACUUUUGGAGUUUGCUUUUCUGUUUUUUUGUCCACUCUUUGUUGGUGUCAGGUUCCUUUUUGGAAUAAAGAACACGUUUGUUUAAAAGUG
This is a messenger RNA of Labrus mixtus (cuckoo wrasse), 2908 nucleotides long. RefSeq names its product polymerase (DNA directed) iota (gene poli). The transcript is spliced from 10 exons. Gene Ontology annotation, biological process: translesion synthesis. Gene Ontology annotation, molecular function: DNA-directed DNA polymerase activity; damaged DNA binding. The record is from RefSeq and is a predicted model, not a curated record. NCBI's taxonomy places the organism in Eukaryota, Metazoa, Chordata, Actinopteri, Labriformes, Labridae. Bases 106 to 2289 code for a protein of 727 amino acids.